Phodopus roborovskii (desert hamster) is the source of this 653-nucleotide messenger RNA. It is a transcript of the gene Ndufaf4, whose product is annotated as NADH:ubiquinone oxidoreductase complex assembly factor 4. NCBI's taxonomy places the organism in Eukaryota, Metazoa, Chordata, Mammalia, Rodentia, Cricetidae. Gene Ontology annotation, biological process: mitochondrial respiratory chain complex I assembly. The coding region runs from base 5 to 529 and encodes 174 amino acids. The record is from RefSeq and is a predicted model, not a curated record. Gene Ontology annotation, cellular component: mitochondrion. The transcript is spliced from 3 exons.
AGAGAUGGGGGCUCGCCUGAGUCGCGCCGUCAGGAACUUCAACCUGGAGAACCGCGCGGAGCGGGAGAUCAGCAAGGCGAAGCCCUCAACGGCUCCCAAGCACCGGUCCACGCGCGGCCUCCUGCACGAGCAGCUGAGUCAGCAUCCAGAAAUCAAAGAAGAAGUUUAUAGGAAAGAUAACAAGCUGUUGUCACUGCUAAAAGAUGUAUACGUGGAGUCCAAAGAUCCGGUGUCUUCCUUGCCGGUUAAAGAUGUUGAACUACAGCAAGAACCAAAGGAAUUCAGACUGCCGGUAGGACAUCACUUGGAUAAGAGUGUCAUGGACAUUCCCAAAGGCAAAAUUUCUGUUGUAGAAGCAUUGACACUUCUCAAUAAUCAUAAACUUUCUCCAGAAAUGUGGACUGCUGAGAAAAUUGCCCAAGAGUACCAUUUAGAACUGAAAGAUGUAAAUUCUCUUCUCAAAUAUUUUGUUACUUUUGAAGUCAAAAUCUUCCCUCCUGAAGAAAGGAAAACAAUAUCAUCAAAAUGAAGACCAUUCUAACACUUCCUGUGUGUGCUCCCAAGCUCUGUCCUGGUUUUAGUGUAUUAAAUUAUACAAGUCACUGUGAACUGAGCGUCCCUACUUGGAGUGAGCACUAUUUGACCUCUUCAGG